Messenger RNA from Megalops cyprinoides (Indo-Pacific tarpon), 2806 nucleotides. RefSeq names its product G-protein coupled receptor family C group 6 member A-like. The record is from RefSeq and is a predicted model, not a curated record. Gene Ontology annotation, molecular function: G protein-coupled receptor activity. Gene Ontology annotation, biological process: G protein-coupled receptor signaling pathway. NCBI's taxonomy places the organism in Eukaryota, Metazoa, Chordata, Actinopteri, Elopiformes, Megalopidae. The transcript has 6 exons. The coding region runs from base 20 to 2806 and encodes 928 amino acids. Gene Ontology annotation, cellular component: membrane.
UGCCCACCCCUUGUACAUCAUGCUGUUUCGUGCGUACCUGUGCGCCCUGGGAGCGAGCUUUCUCCUGGGUAUAGGAAGCUGCUGUGAUCAUUCUGAGUCUAUCUGUGGUGCCCAAGCACCUGGGGACAUCCUAAUAGGGGUGCUCAACCCAUGCCACACCAAAGUAGAGACAUUGCAAAAUCGGACACGGCCAGGGAGUUUCAACUGCACAAGUUUUGAUUUGCUAUCAUUUACACGGGCACUGGCAGUCAUCCACACCAUUGACACAAUCAACCAUUCCGGAUUCAUACCAGGAGUGCGCCUUGGGUACGUCAUCUGUGACACUUGCUCCUACGCCACCAAAGCCCUCCAGAACACUGAGUACCUGCUGUCCAUCAAUGGCACCCUGUCACCCCAGUGCAACCACAUGGACCGCUUGCCGGUCAAGGCCAUCAUUGGAGAACGCUUUUCAGAGGUGUCCAUCACUGUGGCCAGGCUCCUAGGACUCUACAUGGUCCCCCAGAUUAGCACUACAUCCUCUGCACCCAUUCUGAGCGACAAGGUGCGCUUCCCAUCCUUCCUCCGCACCAUCCCUAGUGACACACACCAGACACGGGCCCUUGCCAGGCUCAUGUCUCACUUCAGUUGGGAAUGGGUUGGUGUGGUGUACGGGGAUGACGAUUACGGGAAGGAAGCCAUGCAGAAGUUCCUGCGUCAUGCCGAGGAGGAGCAGGUGUGCGUGGCCUACCAGGAGGUGCUGCCGCACUACCUUGAUCACGUUGACAGUGAGCGCAGGAUCAAGGAGGUGGCGAGACAGAUCCGCUCCUCCAAGGCCGAGGUGGUGCUGCUCAUCCUGAAGGAGCAGCUGGUGAAGAAGCUUUUUGAGGACAUGUUGCGUGCCAACGUCUCCAAGAUCUGGAUCGCCAGCGAUGCCUGGUCCAUGGCACGACCCCUGGCCAGUAUGGAGGGCAUCAAUGGAGUGGGGGACAUCUUUGGCUUCAGCUUCAUCACUGGACCGAACCCAGGGUUUGAGCAAUUCCUGCAGAAGUUGGAGCCUGGCCCAGGUGCAACGAACCACUUCAUAGAGGAGUACAAGGAGCUGAGGUUCGGCUGCACCCCUGAGCUGCUCCAGCACAAAGCCUGCAUCGCUGCACACUCACAAGACCACUGUCCACUUAGUGAAUCACUCCAGUUUAAAUCUGAACUGGCCUGUAGCCUGCCUGACCCCCAGAAAGCUGAUGAUGACUUUUUGAUAAAUGUUGUUGACCUCACCUUAACUUACAAUGACAGAGUAGCCACAUGGGCUAUAGCUCAUGCCAUUAGGGAACUCCUGAAGUGUAAUGACACUUUCUGCUCAGGAGAGACAACAUUUCCUCCCUGGAAGCUUCUGCAAGAACUCAAAAAGAUCAAUUUCACUGUAGACAACCACCAGUUUUACUUUAAUGAAGACGGAGACUUUGUGAAUGGCUAUGAUUUGAUCAACUGGGUUAAAGCUGGCAACGAAAGACGUUUCGAAGUGGUUGGAGGUUAUAAUUUGGUCGAAAAGGAAAUAAAGAUCAGAAAGACAGUCAUCAACUGGGGAACUCCUAACAACACCGUCCCCGAAUCCAUUUGCUCCAAACCAUGUCCCCCUGGUACAGUGAAGAAAGUGUCAAACAUCUCCUGCUGCUACAACUGUACACAGUGUGAAGAGGGGACCUAUUCAGAUGCCCACAACUUAGACAACUGCCUACCAUGCCCCAAUGGGACAUGGUCAAGAAAAGGGGCAACCCAGUGCCAACCAAGAACAGAGGAAUUCUUUAGGUGGGGUGAUCCUUACGCCGUUUUCCUGCUGACUGCGGCGGGGCUGGGGGUGCUGCUGCUUCUUGUGGUUCUCAUCAUCUUUGCUGUGGGCCGGAACAGCCCUGUUGUAAAGGUGGCAGGUGGGAAUCUCUGUUAUGUCAUGCAAGCUGGGCUGGCUGUCAGCUUUGGUAGCAUUGUACUUUUCAUGGGCAAGCCCAACGACCACAUCUGCCGGGCCCGUCAGACUAUGUAUGGUCUGGGGUUCACCCUCUGCAUCUCCUGCAUACUUGUCAAGGCCUUCCGCACCUUUCUCGCCUUCCUCUUUGACUUGAACAGGCAGCACAAGCUGAAAAAGCUGUACAAACCCCCUGCUAUAAUUGUAGUUACCACCGCCCUACAAGGGAUCAUCUGUCUCUUCUGGCUCAUCUUUGCCUCCCCAUAUAUGGAGAAGAUCCUUGUCAACCAAAACAUGACUAUCCUUCUUCGGUGCAACGAGGGUUCCAAUGCCGGUUUCGGAGCCAUGCUCGCCUACAUCUCCCUGGUAGCCUUCGUUUGCUUUGUGCUGGCUCUCAAAGGCAGGAAAGUCCCGCAACGGUUCAACGAGACUGGCUACAUUAUCUUCAGCGUCCUCAUCUACCUGUUUGUCUGGGUGUGCUUCAUCCCCAUCUACAUCACCAAGAAUGAACAGAGUUCGGCAAUACAAGCCUCGGCCAUCCUGGUGUCCAACUAUGGUAUCAUCUUCUGUCACUUUCUGCCUAAGUGCUACAUGAUCCUCUGCAAGAAGAAGGUUGACAUCUCUUCCAAAGCAUACCUGGACAGAGUGCGAAUCUUCUCCAUCACUUCCACACACUCUGCGUUUGCUGACUCCUCUUCUGUCGACUCUGGGGCUGGCUCCAUGGUGUCAGUAACCACCCCCGGGCCCUUAUACCCAGAAGAGAGUGGCACUUCCACAAACUCAGUGGCCACAGCUUGGAUCACAGAGGAGCCACAGGCUAAAGAUCUUUCUCCUCAUCUCAGGAAGAGGCAAAGGAGAUGCUCCAUUUGA